Molecule: messenger RNA, 5406 nt
Organism: Lymnaea stagnalis (great pond snail)
Lineage: Eukaryota; Metazoa; Mollusca; Gastropoda; Lymnaeidae
Source: the annotation of a GenBank genome assembly
AUUUGGGUAAAUAGUUUGACUUUUAAAAGGGGGAGUACUCUAAUUGAAGUACCUUACAGCCAUUGUAAAUAAAAAUCAUUUUGAAAAUUUUACGAAAGUAACAAGUAAUGGAGGUUCUACCUCUCCAUAAACAUAAAGAGUAUUUAGAAACAUGUAUUGAAAUAUUAAAUGAAUUUUGGCCUAGAUCGAAGUCUGCGAGGUAAUACGAAUAUACUUUCAUUUAAAUAUGUCUAGCCUGGAUUAGAGUUAGAGUUAGUGAGUACUUGACUUAAGUUUAGUCUUAUUAAGUCUUAGUUUAGAGUUUAGUCUUAGUACUUAGAUUUAGACAUGAAAAAAGAAGGUAAGGUGCAAGGCCCGGCUUAGGCGGAUUUAAAUUAAAGCAGGCUAUCAAUAACUAUAAUAAAGUAAUUUAAUUUAAUUUUUAGGCCCCUUUUUAGACUAAGUCAGUGAAUAUGUGACUAAUGUAAGAGUUCUUACUUCUUAGUAUUAAAAGAUUAUGAUAGGUUUAGUCAGUUUAGACUAAAGUUUAGAGGUCAGUAGUCCUGAGUAGGUGGGAUUAGCGGUUGAAUAAUCCCCUCACAAUAAUAAAUAACAGUGAAUACUGCCUACGAUAGCCAUUCAUUUGACAACUUAUUUAAACCAACAGAUUAAUAUUGAUAGAUACACAAAUCCGUAAAAUAAUGUCAAACUAUUUUCAAUGUUUUGACAACCCUCCCCCAUUUUUACAAAUUUGUCACAUAAUUUUAGACACCCUCUCACAAAUUUGUAACCCCUUCCCACCACCCUUUCUGGAUGCAUGAUGUCGUGUGGGUGUCACAAAAGUUAAAUUUUUUCUACAUCACAAUUUUUGGCCUCUUAAUUAUCCAAGCCCCUUGCUCCUGCAGCCUCAGGGGUUGCAAGUCCCAAACGAUGACUCAGGCUGACUGUAAACUAAUCUCUAUAGAAGAGAUUAAAUUAUUUGAAUUUUUGAAAAUAAAAGCAAAUCUCUCAUUCUUUCAUCAAUCAUACUUAUAAAAGAAAAAUUCCAACCGGAAGUGUGCAAAUGCAGCACAGACUUUGAGUGGCAUUGUAAAAUGUAAGCUUAUGAGUCAUUGGUUUCAUCAGUUAGAUAAUGUGGUUUAGAUAUAUUUUGUUCUCAUAUUAUAAUAUAUUUAACUCUUUCGCUGCGGAAUUUUUUUAUCAAAAAAAUGUACAUUUUUUUCGAAGAGCGGAAAAAGAGUGAGAGGUUGGGUUUUUAAAAAAAAUAUUUAAAAUAUUAUUCUUUGGUUUAUAAGUCUAAACUUAGUGUCAAAUGAAAGGUAAUUAAAAGGACUAUAUAUUUGUACACUAGUUUCUACAGUUUAAAAAAAAAAAGUUACACGAAAGAACCAUAAAAUGUGAAAAUAUUUUAUGCUAAACCAUUUUUCCCCAAACCCAACAAUAUACGCAUACCUCAUCUUCAAUUCUAUAACUCAAUUCCUCUAAAACUACUACCAUCGGAAUCAUGCGAUGCAUCUAAAUAUAAAUCAUCUUCGCUGUCAAAACAAAUAUAAAACAAUUCAAAGCUUUUUUAACUGUUAAUCGUCUAGGAAACGUACCUACUAGAGCCUAGGGUAGCCAUAGCAACAGUAAAAAAAAAAAAAAAAAAAAAAAAAAAAAAAAAAAAAAAAAAAAUAACAAAAAAAAAAAAAAAAAAUAAUCGUCAAAAUAAUGCUUCAAUUGACAAUAAAUAAGCCUUGGUUUCGAUUGUAAACAAUGAAGUACCACUCUUCUAUGUAAAAGUCUUAUUUAAAAAUAGCUCUUAAAAAGUUUAACCGAGAAAUAGCAAAGAAAGAAACAGCGCUUUGGUCCAUGCUUUUGAGAACGGCGGAAGAACGCAGUGUGCGUUGUUCCGCAUUGAAAGAGUUAAAGCUAAAACUCUUUUGGUGUAAUUCAUACAGUCUGUAAUUUAAAGGUUUUGAAUUUGUUGCACAUUAGUUUUAAACUUAUCAACAAGAGAUCUUUGUUGUAAAAUUUAAAUAUCAAUGUUUCUCUUUUAAAUUAGUAUUUAAAUUAGUAUCUCAAAUCAGUUAUGCUAUCGCUUUCCAUUUUCUGAGCUGAAUACCUUUCAGUUACAAGAUAUUUGGCUCAUUUAAGUUAUCAACUUCUAUAAAAUAUUUGGAAGUUAAAUGAUUAGUAAUAGAUGCAAGGCUCUCUAUCUGCUGCUCAAAACCAAGUUCUGUAUAAGGAGGUUUGGCAGAUAAAACCUCGGAGUAGGUCCCCUUUGUUAAGCCACAGAAAAUAAUUGUCAGAGUUUGAUGUGCAAUAAGAAGUAAAAAUACCAUGAGUUUAAAAGGUCAGGUUUCUUUAUUUAUCAGCUAUGUGUGCAAUACGGUCCAAAAAUUGCAUAUGAAAAAAAUUACUGACGUUCUGAAUAAAUACUAGUGUCUAAAAAAGGAGAAAAAAAAACUACACAUCUAUCACAAAAAAUUAUUUUAACUCCUAUCAAAAUAAUAAUAAUUUCACUUCUAUCACCACAAAAGUAUCAACUUACGUGAACCAAAUAAACACAGCUUCUAUACUAUAUAAUGUUUCCAAUCAUCACUCGGUGGCCAGAUGUGGCUGAGUUCAAUUCAUGAUUAAAGGGAACAUUAUAAUUAAUUGUUCACUCAUUUAAUUUAAAAACGUAAAACUACUGCGCAUAAUCUGACUGUGACUGUAGGUUGGGAAAAAAAAGUUUGCAUAAUUUAAUCUAAACAAAACUUAUAUGUUUAAAUUAAAAUCUGGUUAAAAAGAUUGCAUGUUAAGAAAUCAGUUUUGUAUUUUUCAGAGAACAUAGUCUGAAUCAGUCUUGUGAUGCUUUGCCAAUAUCUCUAGCUUUUGUUAGAAAGCACAAUCAUGAAGUUGAGGUUAUUGGGUACAGUAGAAUAGCAGCAGUACAAGGAAUUGCAAAUGCAUGUCUUGUUGAAUCUGGUAAUUAUUAUAAAUUAUAAGGAAAUUUAAAACUCUGUUUAAUUUUAAUGUUUAAAAAUAUAUCUAAAUGCAUGAAACGUUUUGGUAAUUUUUAAAUACAAGAAAGAAUUAAAGAUCUCUUGGUAUAAUUUAAUACCAUAGGUUAUAGUUUAAAUAAACUUGCAUUCAAAAUUCUUUAACAAUACUACACCUAAUUAUCUUUUAAUACCAACCAUAAAGAAAUCAUAUUAUGAUUUAUUACUUACCCUUAAAAUGUUAUGUUCCCACAUAGUGACAUAGUAUAAGCCAAUAGCUUACACAAAUAUAUUGAAAAGUAUUUUUUUUUUAGAAAAAGUGUCCCUUUGUUAUAAAUUAUAAUUGUAACUAUUUAAUUGUAACUAUUUAAAAGGUUUGUAAUGGGUAUACACUGGCAAAACUAAACAGGCUUAUCCUUAGAAGUUUAUGGUAUGUGAUUAAGUACUUAAGAUGUUUCUUUUACUCAUUGUAAAAAUUAUAGAAGAAUUUGAACAAUUUAUCAGAAAAUAAAUUUUCACUCCCUCCAUAAGGAUGAAGUUCAAGAAAUUUAUGGGAACUAACCAUUAUUUUACUUAUGGGCAGUGAUAGUGAGAGAAUCUCAUCGAGGUAAAGGUCUGGGCAGGAUACUUAUGCAACUAACAGAAAAUUAUGCCAAAGUCAGGUAAAGUAUCUUUGGAUCAUUUAUAACAUUCACAAUUUUGAUUGAUUUAUUUAAAUACCGUAAUAUAGAUUUGAGGAAAAAACAUUUUAAAACCAUUUUUUUUAAAAUUUAUGAUAAAAAUGAGUGGCACUGUUAAAUGUGCUUGUAAUUUUUUCUAAUCAACCUUAAUAUUAAAUUAAUAAAUGGGUGCCUUUGGCAGUUGGGUACUUUUGGUAAAUUUUAUGUCACAUUUUUAUCUAAUUAAUGUGAAAAAAUUCACUUUGUAUUACCGUAGUACAAACCAAAAGUGUUUUUUUUUUUUUAAAAAGGAAUCUGCAGAAUCAAAGGGUUAACCAUUGAUCUAUCAAUUAGGAAACUCACGUUAGAUGUUCGUAAGAGUACAAUAUAUAAUAUUGUCAAUAGAUAUUUAUAAUCAAAACUCACAGACACUGUAAAAUGUUGUUGCCACCAUGAUCAUAAUUUAUUAAAGUAAUAUUGUACUGUAACUUUAAUGAAAUAUAGGUAAAAUAAACAAGUAUUUGCUUUAAUAUGAAAAAUCUUUUGAAAAUAUAUUUUUAUCACUUCAAUAAAAAUAUGAAGGUGCAAGUUUUACUUUUAAGCUACCAUACAAAAGAAAUCCUCAAUCUUUAAGUAUUUAGAAUAAUAUUUUUAUCAAUCAUUUUUUUAAAAAUUAGGUAUGGUGUUAAAACUGUAUAUCUCAAUACACUUGACCAGGCUGGAUUUUACUCUAAAGUCGGCUACAUUAAAUGUAAACCAGUUAUUAGUCUAGGAGCUAAUGCAAAUAGGCUAUCAGAAGAAAUGGUAAGCAUUCAACAAUAAUUGGUUUUUUAAAUCUCCUACUCAAGCUAUUGAAAAAAAGAAAUUGAAAAGGUUUAGUUUGUUACUAUAAAUUUUCUUUUAUUUAUCAUCAGUAAGAAUUAUCAGCAAGUUUCCAAUUUAGAGAAAAUGUUAUUUUAUUUAAUGUAAAAAUCUAUUAUAAUUUAAUUAUUAAAUUAUUGUAUGCCAGUCAGUUUAAAACUUCCUAUAAAUAAUACCAACAUGUUUCAGGUACAAAAACUUUUAGGCUACUCAACAAUCUCACCAGACAACCAAAAUAUUCCUGUGUGUAGUGGAGAAGGAGCAAACAAAAUUCCUGAACAAAGUGUAAAGACAGACAUAAGUUCAAACUUCAGUGAUACAGUGAUUAUUAAAACUCAAGCCCCACCACCUCCUCCUCCCCCACCGCCACCUCCAUCAAAACUAGAGUUAAGUUUAAACAACAGAGCUGUAGUGAGGAUGAAUCCAGAUUCUGUUACUUGGAUGAAAAAAGACUUGUAAUUUUGGUUGAAUCACAAUCGUGUGUGCUUUUGAAUUGAAUGUGAAGUAAAUUUUAUACUUUAGUCACUUGAGCACGUUCUUUAUUGAGGAAUAAAUUGCCAGCCUCAUCGUCUCAGUCAAUUAUCCAAUUAUCUCUCAUUAUAGUUUUAUACUGAAUAUAUAUUUAUAUAUACAUAUAUAUUUUUUAUUUUUUUUAUUUUUAAGUGUGAUAAUAAUAUUUGCAAUAAAUUUAAUACUUGAAAGUUGAAUGUGUUUAAAUUAAAAGAUUUAUUUAUAUUUUUUAAAUGUGUAGAGAUAAUUUAUACUGUGUAUUGUUUUAGUGUGAAAAUUAAUACAGGACUGAACAGAAAUGGUAACUUGAACUUUAGCAGUUGAAGAGUACCAAAAGGGUCAUGUGAUUUGGGCAUUUAGUUCACAUUGUUUUUGUAAAUUGGAUUAUUCUUACAAGAUUUUAAUUAAAACCCCUUGAUCACACAUAACUU